GUUAUUCAGAUGAGGAAACCGAGAGUUAAAGGGGCCGAAAUAAGCAGCGCCAGAGCUCCACUGUAUUCACGGCCGCUACUGCGGCAUCCCGGCAGCCUCGGCCCUUAGCAGAUGUCCCCUCAUCCGCCCCGAGGCACCCUCUUCCCUAGUCUGGUUUUUCAGGGGCCAUCUCUGGCGCACCCCGCCGGGCUGCCGGCGUCCCUGGUGCCCGGAGACAGGCCCCGCCCCGCCGCCGGUCCUCGAACUCCUGGCUGCCAGGCAACCCUGGCGCAUAGCCCGGGCGUCACUGCUCCACCCCGUCAGGCUGAACCAUUCCCUUCAGAGACUUUCUCAAGAGGGAAGGAGAAAAAGGAACUUGAUGGAACGCCUGAAAGCUGUUCUGCUGCCGUUUUCUCUCCUUAAUUUGAACGAACACUUCUUUUCUUCUUCUAGCCAACUACCUCCUGAAGGGCAACGCGGCAAUUCGCCUCUCCCGCCAGCAUGUCCCCCCCACCAGUCCAGGGCCGCGAGUGGUUCGGCUCGUCAGGGAGGCCGGCGGUCGGCGCGGGUUGGCUCUGAAGCGGGGGCGCGCGCCCGACGUGCGCGUAGGGGGCGGGGCCGCGCGCAGAGGGCGGGGAGGUGGGCAAGAUGGCGCCUGCGGAGUGAUUCUCCUCGGAUCCCUCCUGCCGGCGCGGAGACACCGGGGCGGGGGUCCUGCAGCCGCUACCUCCCUUCCUCCUCUCCCCGCCCCCGGAGCCUUCCUCCUUCCCUUCCCCCCUCCACCUCGGGGGGCGGGCCUGGUUCCCGGGACACCAUGUCGGACUCUGAGGAGGAGAGCCAGGACCGGCAACUGAAAAUCGUCGUGCUGGGGGACGGCGCCUCCGGGAAGACCUCCUUAGCUACGUGUUUUGCUCAAGAAACUUUUGGGAAACGGUACAAACAAACUAUAGGACUGGAUUUCUUUUUGAGAAGGAUAACAUUGCCAGGAAACUUGAAUGUUACCCUUCAAAUUUGGGAUAUAGGAGGGCAGACAAUAGGAGGCAAAAUGUUGGAUAAAUAUAUCUAUGGAGCACAGGGAGUCCUCUUGGUAUAUGAUAUUACAAAUUAUCAAAGCUUUGAGAAUUUAGAAGAUUGGUAUACUGUGGUGAAGAAAGUGAGCGAGGAGUCAGAAACUCAGCCACUGGUUGCCUUGGUAGGCAAUAAAAUUGAUUUGGAGCAUAUGAGAACAAUAAAACCUGAAAAACACUUACGGUUUUGCCAGGAAAAUGGUUUUAGUAGCCACUUUGUCUCAGCCAAGACAGGAGACUCUGUCUUCCUGUGCUUUCAGAAAGUUGCUGCUGAAAUCCUUGGGAUCAAAUUAAACAAAGCGGAAAUAGAACAGUCACAGAGGGUGGUGAAGGCAGAUAUUGUAAACUACAACCAGGAACCUAUGUCAAGAACUGUUAACCCUCCUAGAAGCUCUAUGUGUGCAGUUCAGUGAGCGCAUUUUUCUUUUGUGUUGAUAGUUCUGGCUGCCCUUCACCUCUGGGUGGGCCUGAGGACUUCUAGGAACUUGUUUUAUCAGUGACCAUCUCUGUAGUUCAGUUAACACUUUCCUCCCAACUUGCUUCAUCAUUGCUGUUGCCUCACAGUGGCAGGCCGCUCCUUGGAUUUGAAAGAAUUCAACUUUGGGACCACACACUUUGAAUUCAAAAUGGAAAACCCAUUCCCUGGACUUAGACUGCUUCGUUGCAAAAGAAUGAUGAUGCUUCUUUAUAUGUCCUUGCUUCUUUUUUCAGUGAUGUAAAUUUUUUUAACUUAAUAUGAAAACUAUCCAAGUCUUGAUCAUCAGCCAGGAUUUUGCCACAGCAAUUUCAUUCUCUUAUCGGAACCUGUAUGCGUCAAAGUAUACUUCAGAGUGCAAACAUUAAGCAAGUAAUAUAUUUUACCUACAGAUACUUAUGAAGACAUUCUUUAGCUAUCUAUUGUGACUAAAAGUAUAUAAGGCUGUAUCUAACUGAAAAUGCUUGAAAUAAGGCUGUAAUAGAAAUAUUUUUUCAUUUUUUAAAAAAGGGCCUAAAUUGUUUAUAUUGUAGUUUGUAACUCACAAAGUAGUGAGUAUUUGAUAUUGUAUUUUUAUUACUGUAUCAUUGUCAUUAUGUAUUGUGUAAUACUCAGGUUUGAAGGCUUUCUGAAUUUUGAUAAAUGUUCAGCUGAUGCUCCACAUGGAAUUUCUCUUGCAAACUGCAUAAGAGUACUCCCGCAAAUGAGUUACGACAUUGUGGAUCAGACUGUACCUGAUGUUCAGAUGUUUUUCUUUCAUGAAUAAAUUUAUUUAAAUUAC
Macaca mulatta (Rhesus monkey) is the source of this 2302-nucleotide messenger RNA. The record is from RefSeq and is a predicted model, not a curated record. NCBI's taxonomy places the organism in Eukaryota, Metazoa, Chordata, Mammalia, Primates, Cercopithecidae.